Molecule: messenger RNA, 1593 nt
Organism: Penicillium manginii
Lineage: Eukaryota; Fungi; Ascomycota; Eurotiomycetes; Eurotiales; Aspergillaceae
Exons: 2
Coding region: 1-1593 (530 amino acids)
Source: RefSeq, a predicted model, not a curated record
AUGACGCCCGACACACGCGACUCCGAGUCCCAACAGACAAGCGCCCAAGCUUCCGAAGAGCUUCACCAACAAUGCGUUGACCUUCUUGGGGAGAUAGAUGCGUUCCAAUCUCUGCUCAACAGCACACUCCGCAAUCCACAACUCGUGGAGCUGCGCCAAUUCCGAUCAAAUGUGAAUUCCGAAUUCAAGAUGCUGCAAAGACUGGAAACCCAGAUGCAAGCUUCUGAUGCUACAGAUGGAAACGAGCAGGAUUAUGAUGCCGAGAUGCGAUUCCUGCACGCAUUGCGCUCGUCCAAUUUGCCUUUUUACCAGGCUGUGUGGAACAUUGCGCGCGGAUCCUGUGGCGGGCUUCUGGCGAUGGGGAAGCGGUUUUACUGGGAUCGGAAGGCGUGGCCGCUUGAAGAGAAGAAGGCGCAGAAAGGGGAUGGGUCGUGGGAGAAGACUAAGCAGCCCAAUAAAGAUAAGCGCAAGAGUGUGUUUGUUGAUAUUGUGGCUGAUGACGGCGAGUCGUGGGUGAAGGUUUCGACUGUUUCGGAGAGCCGACUGCUUUUUGACAUGGCGAAGAAAGGCUGGGAGAGAGAUAGUGAUUCCGAUGCCUUCUCCGAUGAAGAUGGCGAGCGGUCGCCGAAGAGGACUGUGUUACGCAACUUUGACGGGGAGGACUCGGGAGAAGACUCGGAUGAUGAUGAGCUGGAGCUUAUUAAACUGGCACGCGAUCUAAGGAAGGCGGCCGAUGCUACGCGAGUGAGAUACAGACAUCCUCGACUACGUAUUGUUCUACCGAAAAUUGAGGAGGGAAAUGUUCCUGAGAUCGACGAUGUUCUUAAGGAAAUGCGGAGUUAUGGUAUUAAAGUGGAAUGCCAGGACAGUAUGUCUGCGAAUGCCAGCCAGGCAAAGCUCGCUUGUCUCCUUCCCCAGCCAUUCAAAAACUUCACUUCCGCCGUGAAUAUCGACUGCACCCUCCUACUCGCAAUAGUGUCCGAUCUAUCUCACAUCAAGGACAUCGCCAUAUUGCCAAGCUUUCAUCGAGCCAUCGUGCGGCAGAUCGAGGUUGAGAAGGAGCAACCACUCCUUCCAACAGAGCUUUGGCCCGCAAUGGGUGCACACGAGCUGCUUUGCACCAAGGAAGCCGCAAAGCGAAUGCGUGAGAUCGUUGAGACCAUUGGUACAGCAACGGAGAAAGAACGGAUGGACCUCUUAUUGGGAACUGCUCCAAACGAUCAACUUGAUCGUGAGUCACUUAUUCGAAAAUUCCAGGGCGUGUCCGACUGGCAGGUUCCGGUGGAUUGGGUACUACCUAUUAGGAUAGUCGAUGCGCAGCCAGCGAUUGAGGCAGCAAAAGCAGAGGGAAAACUUCCCCCAGUAGCCGACGAAGUUGCACAAGUCUUGUCGGAUAUCAAUCAUAGCGUGUUCAUGUAUGGAUGGGCAACUGGCUUGACAACAAUUUCUAGUAAUCGGACCAUCGAUAAACAGAUCGAGGUCACGAUUGAGAAUAGCAGGCGGACAGAUGAGGAUGAUGCUGUCGAAGGGCCCCCAGUUUGGAUUUGCGAUACUGCUCGCAGCUUGGCGGGAAAAGAUAAAGGCCGCAAAUGA